Messenger RNA from Brassica rapa (field mustard), 909 nucleotides. RefSeq names its product small ribosomal subunit protein S13, mitochondrial. Gene Ontology annotation, biological process: translation. NCBI's taxonomy places the organism in Eukaryota, Viridiplantae, Streptophyta, Magnoliopsida, Brassicales, Brassicaceae. The record is from RefSeq and is a predicted model, not a curated record. Gene Ontology annotation, molecular function: structural constituent of ribosome; RNA binding. Gene Ontology annotation, cellular component: mitochondrion; ribosome; small ribosomal subunit.
UUUCCUAAUAAAUUAAAAGCGCGAAGUAUGAGCCUCAGAGAGUCGGAGUAGAAAGUAGGAAGCAGAGACGCGUUUGCGUUUGGUUGAAAACGCGGUAAACGUGAACGGCGGUUUGGAACUGAAUCUUUAAACCCUUUCUCUCCUUCCUUCGCCGUGAAUCUCUGGAAACAACACAGUUUCUUUCUACCUACGAUGUUUGGUUUACGCAGAUCCGCGGCGUCUUUGUUUGACCAUAGCCAGUCUCUGCUUCGUAAUCUAUCGUUUCAUGGAUUGCGUGUGCAAGGAAUCCGUGUGGGAAACGCAGAGGUUCCAAACCACAAGCCCCUCAAGACCGGUCUUCAAGAAGUUUACGGAAUAGGUCGCCGUAAGUCUCACCAGGUUCUCUGUGGGCUCGGUAUCACCAACAAACUUGCCAGAGACUUAACUGGUAAAGAACUCAUUGACCUCCGUGAAGAAGUUGGCAUGCACCAACAUGGUGAUGAAUUGAGGAGGCGUGUUGGAUCGGAGAUACAGAGACUGGUGGAAGUAGACUGUUACAGAGGAAGUAGACAUAGACAUGGGAUGCCUUGCAGAGGUCAAAGAACCAAGACUAAUGCUCGCACUAAGAAGGGUAAGAGAGUUGCCAUUGCGGGAAAGAAGAAAGCUCCUCGCAAGUAGAACUGCCAAGACCUUUCUGUGGCACUACCAGUCUACUACUCUGUUGGGAUGAAAGUUUGAUCAAAUAAGCAGACAUGUUUAUGGUCUUAUUUUUUGUAAUUGCCAUUGCAGAGGAAGAAGAGAACUUUCUAGCAAACAUGCUCUUGAACUUGUUCUUCUUCUGUAAUACUUUCGAGUUUCUCUAGUUUCUUGUUUGAUUUGUUAUCCUCAUAACACGAAUAAAAACGUUAGCCCAUUAACAACUUUUUAUUA